UUCCCUCUGUGUUCGGAUCAUCCUCCCUCCCCGCCAUCUGAAUAUAAAAAAAAAAAAACAAAUUACUCUCGUUUCGGAGAUCCAAUUUCACGGUCACAUUACCGGCCGUCGGAAAAUGAAUCCGGAGUAUGACUACUUGUUCAAGCUUUUGCUAAUUGGAGAUUCAGGAGUGGGCAAAUCUUGUCUUCUGCUUAGAUUUGCUGAUGACUCAUAUCUCGACAGUUAUAUCAGCACAAUUGGUGUCGACUUUAAAAUUCGCACCGUGGAUCAAGAUGGAAAGACCAUCAAGCUACAAAUUUGGGAUACUGCUGGACAAGAAAGGUUCAGGACAAUCACCAGUAGCUACUAUCGUGGGGCCCAUGGAAUUAUAAUAGUUUAUGAUGUUACUGAUGUGGAAAGUUUCAACAAUGUUAAGCAAUGGUUGAGUGAAAUUGACCGUUAUGCUAGUGAAAAUGUAAACAAGCUUCUUGUUGGUAACAAAUGUGACCUUGCCGAGAGCAGGGCUGUUUCAUAUGAUACUGCAAAGGAAUUUGCGGAUGAUAUUGGCAUUCCGUUUAUGGAAACAAGUGCUAAAGACGCCACCAACGUGGAGCAAGCUUUUAUGGCUAUGUGUGCUGAUAUCAAGAACAGGAUGGCAAGUCAACCUUCAUCAAACAAGAGGCCACCUACUGUGCAGAUCAAAGGACAACCAAUCAACCAAAAGAGUGGCUGCUGCUCAUCUUAGGUUAUAGAUCAUCGCCAUCAUUUAUUAUAUGGGCUGUAAAGAUUGUUCACUGCAUUUGCCUGCAGUUCCAGUCUCUUACCAACCAGAACCAGAAUCCAUUUUUUUUUUUUUUUUGUUUAAAUGUUUAGAUAAGGGGGCAUUUUGGCAGACUUAUGACAGUGUUUCAAAUAAUAUACCAAUUGGGUAGUCUUUUUCCCUUCAUAAUGUGUUUAGAACAUUUUAUGUAAA
This is a messenger RNA of Helianthus annuus (common sunflower), 952 nucleotides long. Its product is annotated as ras-related protein RABD2c. Gene Ontology annotation, molecular function: GTPase activity; GTP binding. The coding region runs from base 116 to 724 and encodes 202 amino acids. The record is from RefSeq and is a predicted model, not a curated record. NCBI's taxonomy places the organism in Eukaryota, Viridiplantae, Streptophyta, Magnoliopsida, Asterales, Asteraceae. The transcript has 8 exons.